This is a messenger RNA of Lodderomyces orthopsilosis Co 90-125, 4005 nucleotides long. It is a transcript of the gene RGA2, whose product is annotated as Rga2p. The transcript has a single exon. NCBI's taxonomy places the organism in Eukaryota, Fungi, Ascomycota, Pichiomycetes, Serinales, Debaryomycetaceae. Gene Ontology annotation, cellular component: cytoplasm. Bases 1 to 4005 code for a protein of 1334 amino acids. The record is from RefSeq and is a predicted model, not a curated record. Gene Ontology annotation, biological process: signal transduction; regulation of GTPase activity.
AUGACAGAGGUAGAAUUAAGCCAGUCGCUCAACGCACACCAACCAAACAGCAGCAAUACUACUCCCACAGCGAACCAUAGCAAUUACACUACUCCGAGGUCAACUGAAGCAGCGGCAGGGUCCUUGGAUCAUAUACAUAGCCCUUCCCAAAAUUAUCACAGCCCAAAUUAUAAUCAACGUGAAGUUUGCAAAAAAUGCAAUCAACUUAUAAUUGAGGGUCAUGCGUAUGAGUUGGGUGAAGAUAGAUGGCAUAUCGAUUGUUUCAAAUGUUCCAAAUGUGACACAUCACUAGGAUGUAAUUCAAAUUUUCUUGUUUUAGGAAAUGGAAACCUAAUUUGUUCCAACUGUUCAUACAAUUGUAAGCAAUGUGGAAGAAAAAUUGAUGAUUUGGCAAUAUUGACAGGUGAUCAAGCUUACUGCUCAAGUUGUUUCAAAUGCCGUUCAUGUAAACGGAAAAUUGAGGACUUGAGGUAUGCAAGGACAUCAAAAGGAUUAUUUUGUAUGGAUUGUCAUGAAAAACUAAUGGCCAAAAAGAAGAGGUAUGAUGCUAAAAAGAAGCAGUUGGCAACUUUACAAGAAAAACAAAGCCAAUCUCUGUUAGUCGGAGCAGGUGACGCAAGAACUCUUGAUGAAUAUAGAAGAGCAUCAGCAAACAGCUCAAGAAACAGUUUAAUUCAAUCAUACAUGACAAAUACCUAUAAUGGUGAACAGAGCAAGAGUCGUUCUACCACUAGUCUUUACAGACAGGGAGAAAAUAACUCGCAGUUGUCAAUGAAUUCAAACAAAAACAAAACAUUGCCAAAGGCGCCUGUACAGACUACUUCUACCAGCUCGAACUCCCCAGCAUCUAACAGAGGAGAUAAUCAAAUGUCAACUGCAAUCAGUUACGCUAAUCAGUCAUCACAGGACCAAGUACUGUCAAGAGCUUCCCCAAGCCACUCACACGCUUCAGAAAAGUCCAACAGUCAGGAAGUGGCACGUGAGAGACCAAGAAAGAGAUCUAAUGGCAACCCUAGCCCUGCGGUGCUUCUGCCUGAAAAUGAUUUCUCAAUUGAAGAGGUGCAAAAUAGUUCAGAUUCAGACACAAAUGAACCUGACACCAUGAAACAGACCAAAGGUACAUCGUUAAGAGCAAAAGCUUCAAAUGUUAAGGGCCAACUUGAUUCGCGAUCUGGUCACAACUCACCCAUCAAUUCAACAACCGCAAAGAUUUCUCAACUGCUGAAUUCCGACAAGUCUAUUUGUCUAGAUUUCCCUGAUGCCAAUUCUGACUACCCUGCCAGAUCGAAACAACGUAAAUACUCGAACAAUAACCAGUUAGAUGCCCCUGCUGAUUUGAAGCCUUCAUCAGGUAAGAAUGGAGAUCCAGCAAAACACCUUACUCCUCAAACUGUACCUCAAGAGGUCGCAGGUGACGUCAAGAGUAAAAACUUGUUGAUAUUAUCACCAGGACAAUUUCAUGAUAAUGAGUUCCACAGUGCCACCAUGGGCUCUCCAUUAAUUGAUUCUCCAGGUACUUUGCUCAGUAGAAGUUCGAGUAAUGACAAUAGGUUGAAGGCUCAGAGCUUGACUAUAGAACAAGAGCAAUAUUCUAGAUCACAGUGUCCUUCACCAUAUGCAAAAGCAAACAGACAGGCGAGAGUAGUGGAGAUGAAUGACGAAAUACAAACGGAUGCAGUGCCCGUUGACAGUGAUAUUACGACGAAUCUGAAUCUGGCUUAUGCUACCCCACAACAGCUGAGACAUAGAGCAACUUCUGGGGCUGGAAAUGGAUCACUCCCUACUGGUGCAUCUUUGUCUUCGCCACCUCCAAAAAUGCCGGUACCAGAUACUCCUACAAGAAAUAGGGAACGUUUACAAGGAUUGAAAUUUGAUGAGUCUGUUGCACAUGGAUUGGGCUUGGAAGGGGUGACAUAUAAUGAUGACUCAAAUAAAAUGGCCAUGGAUCAAGAAGUUGAGCAACGAGAAUACAUGAAGCAGAUACGUCAACAGCAGGAACAAGAACAACGGGGACAUUCUGCCCUGUUGACCUCACAAAGAGCAAGAGAAGAUUCAAAUAGACAAUCGCGAAGCGAAUAUGCACAAGCUCCAUUUUCAAUUAAUCAAUCCCCACAAAUCAUUGGCAAUGCCACACCAGCAGUCACUAAUUUGGAAGAAGAAAAUGAUGAGGAUCAAGCACAGGGUGAGCUGCCACUGCAACCACAAAAGCUAUCUCGUACUACAUCACUUAUUCGUAAUUUGAAGCAUAAACGUUCAGUUUCAGGAGGAAAUCAAUCUAAAUUUGGAUUCUUCAAAUCUUCACCAAGAGAAGAUGUCAACAAAGGACAGUCAACGCAUACAAGACACAUUUCUGAUGGUUCGAUUGCAAGCAGUACUCUUGCAGGGAUUAACUCGGUACAUUCCCACUACUUUACCUCGCCAGGUCAAAUUGACAAUAAUAAGAACAAUGGAUUUGAUAGAUUUAAAGCGCCUUAUAGUCAAACCCAUGCAAGACUGACAUCUGAUUCAACCAUAUUUUUCGAUGGCGAUCCAUUUGACAUCAAGGCAGUGAAAGUAGAGGUGCAGAAAUUGUCUGCUGAAAAGUUGAACUUAGAUUUGGAGAUCAAACGAUUGAAGCAGGAUAAGUUGAAACUUGGUGAUCAAUUGAAAUCCAUACAACUGAAUUUCACUGAUGAAACUAUUAAAUAUGACAAUUUGGUUAAUGAAGUUAAGGAUUUAGAGGAGAGGAAAUUGUAUUUAACUCAACAGAAUAAAGAGUUGGCUGACCAAAAUGAACAUCUCAAGGCGUUACGAAAGCAGCAUCACAUGAAGCAACAAGCUUCCACGUCUACUAUACACAAUUUUGGUAGUAGUGAUUCCGAGGGAUUAGGUGAUGAUGUAUCUACCAGUUUUAGUACAACAUCUACCGUGGGAAGAGAUGGUAAAGGUACUGGAUAUAUUGACCAUCAUACACAUCAUACACAUCAUACACAUCAGCAACAACAACGCCAACAACAACAACAACAACAACAGCAGCAGCAGCAACAGCAGCAGCAACAGCAGCAGCAACCCUCGGUACCACAGCCAGCUGUCACUGAAGAUGAGCAAACUCACAAAGCUACGAGAUUGAAAUUUUGGAGAAGAGCCAAAACUGGAGCUCCUCAGGUUGUCUCUACAAAUAAUGGCAACAACAAUAUCUCUACACCAUCAAUGCCACAUAGCGUUUCGUCACAAGCUUUACGUGUGCCGGGAUCAAAUAAUGGUAAUGGUAAUGGCAAUGGACAGAAUACCAGUAGCAAAUUCAGCAGAUCGACAUCUACAAACAUCCUCGAUUCAUUCUUAAAUCCUGAUUACAAUGGGUCCAACUCUAGUGGAUUACAAUUGACGAAAUCAAAAUCAGGCUCAUCCAUUUCAUUAUUCAGUGCUACAUUACAACAACGUGCCGAGUAUGAGAAAACCCCGAUUCCAUUAAUUGUAACUCGUUGUUUAAUUGAAGUUGAAAAAAGAGGUUUAGAGGUUGAAGGAAUUUACCGUAUAUCGGGUGGAAAUUCCGCAAUAGUUGCCAUUGAAAAUGCCUUUAACAAUCUAGGACAAGAUCCCGAUGACAAGCAAUUAUCGAAAUUGAAUGAAUUGUUAGACGGUGAUAUACAUGCCGUGACAUCAGCAUUAAAACGAUACUUGCGCAAAUUGCCCGAUCCUGUGAUUCCAGUGGCUCAUUAUGAUGAAUUUAUUAGAAUUGCCCAUUCACAACAAAACAAGGAAUCUCGGUUAGAUUCAUUAGCUUCAUUAAUUGCAAAAUUACCAACUGCUAAUAAAUCAGUGCUACAUAUUCUUUGUCAACAUUUGCAUAAAGUUGCCGCGUUACAAGAAAUUAAUCGAAUGGGAGUCAAGAAUUUGAGUGUGGUGUUUGCACCUACUUUAGCUAGAGAUGAGACUGGUGAGCGAGAAAUGGUUGAUAUGGGUAAUCGAAAUGAUAUGACUGAGUUGUUGUUGACUGAAUUCAAUAGAGUGUUUAGACAAUUUUAA